CUUAAUUCUAGCAAUUACCUGUUUGCAAUCCGUCAGUCUCUCUAAUCCUGCUGGGAGAUCAGACUGUAUUCAAGUUUUUAUUUUAAAUUAAACAGAGUGAAGAAAAAUGUCAGAAGCUGGAUCCGCAACCAAACGUCACAAUCCGGUGGACAGCAUCUGCCGUAAAAUCAAGACCAUUCAAAUGCGCGAUCAGGAUUCCAAUCCCAACCUGCAGAUUCCCAAAUUUCAGUCCAGGAACUUUGAUAGUCCACAGUCCAGUACGAAGAAGAACCUAGAGGAGGUUCUGAAAAACCGGACUGUAAAGAACACUGAUCGAGACCUGGUUCUCUUCUCUAGCCCCAAUUAUGGACUUUCUCCAGAUAUGAGGGUCGCCUCGCCUUGUGUCCGACCAAUCCCAGACAGCGAUUCUCCUCUGGGCAAUGCCACAUAUUCUAUCAAUAUGGCAUCUAAGGAAAAAUUUACUAGGGUCUGGCCAUCGGCCCGGACACAAAGCUGCUCUACACCAAUGGUCUUCCCCAGGGAACUGUCCUUCAAGUAUCCCCAGUCUGUUCUUCCUGUUUCUGAGUGUAGGAAUCUCCUAAUGGAUGACCGGAUAAUUCCUUCCACACACAGUUUUUAUUUAGCUGAUCGGAAAUCUGAAACUGUCCCUCUCCAGUCUCCCGUGGUGAAGAGACUAUCCAUGAGUGAAGCAGGCCUGAGGCGCGUGGCAGAAAACAAAAUGGAGGCGACGUCUGAAGUGAGCUUAAUCUGCGAGGAGGAUCUACUAAACAGCAUAUUCUACGCGUGUGACACGGAUCACCGAGGUAAGGUGGCUGUAUCGAAGAUCGUGGACUACCUGCGUCACACCACGAGUCGUGGCUCUGAGGACAGUGGUCUGGACGAGCUGUGCAACAUGCUGGAUCCUGAAUGUCAGGACAUUUCCAUGGACCUGGACACGUAUCACGCCAUCAUGAAGGAAUGGAUUGAUGAUUGCAGGAAUAACUGCGCUGAUAAAACGAAAGAUUCCAUCCCAGGAUUGGAAGACUCCGUGUUGAAACUGCGUGAAGGUUUAAUGGCAGUGCGACGGAUCUCUGGAACCCUGAAUGUUACUUCGGGAAGCUUGGAGGCGUUCGGAGGAGACGUAUCCAGAGGCGAUCUGGAGACCUCGGACCUCAUAACAUGUGUUGCAGAUCUGCAAUACAACAAUCAGAAACUACAGGAGCAGCACCAUAAGAUGAAGACCACAAUUGAAGCCUUGGAAGAGACCAAUCACAGACUGGUGGAGGAGAAUGAAGAAUUGCGCAGUCAAUGGAAGAGCGCCCAGCAGUCGAUUACCCGGGUAAGAUCCUUGAAAGAUGAGUUGGAGGAAAUGAAAAUCAGUAUGAGCACCUCGGAGGAGAAGAAGGCGCAGAUGGCGUUUCAGAACAAGCAGCUGGAGAAGGAUAAUCUCUCGCUCAUUCACAAAAUCAGCUCGCUGCAGGAAGAGAAUACAAGAAAUAUGUUGGAGGCAGAGGAAAUGAGAAAGGCCAUAUCUGAGUUUUCUGAUAAAAUUGCAGAUCUCCAGUUACAGCUAAGCGAUUCUGAGACCACUUUCCAGAAGAAAGACGCCAGUCUUCACAUGAAGGAUCUGUACAUAGAAGAGCUGAGGUCCACACUCAUGGAAUACAACUCAGUUAUUGAGAAUCUGAGAAUUGAAAAAACUAAACUGGAAAAUAGUCUCCAGCACAUGGAACAAGAGCUGCUUUCUAAUGGGAUCGCCUCACCUGUCACCUUUAAGCUGAACCGCCUCAUAGCGGGCAGUCUGAAUUCACUACAUUCAGAGUUGGAGCUCGCUCAGCAGCUGCCAGAGGUGUCGGGCGAUCUGAUGUAUCAUUCCGGGGAACCCGGCUCAUCCCUUGAUAUCACGUUAGAUCGAGAGGUUCUCCUGUUACUCCAGGGCCCAGGGCACGAGCAACUGGCAGCUGAAUUUAAAGCAAUUGUUCAAAAUCUGCUGGAAGAUACAUGUACGAUGUCCGAUGUCGUACCGCUCAGUCUGCAACGUCUGAUGGAUUCCCAUGUAAAUGGUGCAGCGUUACCGGGCAGGAUGCUCGAGGUCAUAAAGUCCGACCUGAAAGAAAAACGCAACAUCUGGACUGAAAAACUGAAACAAUUAGAAAAACACAAGGAGUCUAUGGAUAAAGAGUUUGUGAAGAUGGCCGGUAAUCUGCGUCGGAUAAAGACUGAGCAACUUCAUAUGAGAAAGGAGCUAUCGUCCAGAUUGCACGAGCUGGGGACAGUGCGCCAACAACAAGAGGAAGCGGAGGGUAAAGCAGAAGGUCUUCUCACCCAACUUCAAGAAUCUAGCGCUCAGAACGACCGGUUCACCAAACAGAUCGAGGAGCUGCAGAGCUCUCUUAGUGCUGCGUGGAGCCAGGCUGAGUCUCUGAAACACAGGUUAGAGGACUCAGAGUGUGAACAGCGACAACUUCAGGCUACAAACCAGGACCUAACGAGCGACCAUCGCACAAUUCAGGAACAGGCGAAGGAACAACAGAAAACUAUUCGAUCACUGCAAGAAAAACUGUUUAAAGGACAGCUGUGCGGCCUGCUUUGCCAGACUUGCUCGGACUGGGACGAAGGCCUGUUUUCCACUCUGAAUGCUGCCCAGUCUCCAUCACGCAAGGAGAAGAAAAAUAGUUCUUCAAAGAGAUUUUGUAUCCAGGACACGAGCCGAUUGGGCCGAUCUCACAAGACAUCGCUGCGCACAGACCCUCGCUGUCUGUAUACACCUUUACUGGAUGCCCUCACGCUGGAAAUUCUGCAGCUGUACCCCCGACUCUGCUCGCGGAGUUACCCCAACGCACGAACAAGGAGUCCGAGAUUCGAAUCAUCUAAACACAAAGAUCAGACUAAGUCUGCAACGUCAAGGGGAGCUCUGCUGAUCCUAAACAAAUGUGAAUCGGUGUCUGUUGGCAUUCAGACAGAUGCGGGAGACUCUGUUAAUGGUCACAUGGAGGACGUUCCCUUCGAGGUGCUGGGAUCGGAGCAUCGAGUUGCGGAUAAUAUUUGCAGACUGGAUCUAACCUCGCAGACAGCUGCCGAUGGCCUUUCCUCAUCUCUGGAGAACACUCUCAUCUCAUCUGAACCAGACGCUGAACUGUGCGUGAUGGAGGCGAGCGAUGCGUCUGGGAAGGAGAGAGAGACGGCUGCGUCUGAGGGAAGUCUAGAUCCGGAUUUACAAGUAAAAUCCACUCCCGAUUCUUUAACCACGAGAACAGCCGUUACGGAAGAUACAGAAUUCAAAACUCAGCAGCACCAAUCAAUCCCCAACAAAGAAAUUCCUCCGGCUGAGUCUUUAACCGGUUCCCUAAACGCAAUAUUGGAUGAAAAUCACUGUUCAAACAGUGAGAAGGAGAUGGAGACUGAAUUCCUGCGUCUGUCGCUGGGGUUUAAAUGUGAUCUGUUCACACUGGAUAAACGGCUACGUCUGGAAGAAAGGUCUCGGGAUCUAGCGGAAGAGAAUCUGAAGAAGGAGAUUGCAAGCUGUGUAAAACUUCUGGAAGCAUUAACCCCAUUGUGUGAGGAAGAUAACCAGACAUAUGAAAUUGUGAAAAAGCUGGAGAAGAGCCUUCGGUUUCUGAGCCAGCACUCGGCCAGAGUGGCCAGCCGGGCCGAAAUGUUGGGGGCCAUUCAUCAGGAGAGCCGCGUCAGUAAAGCUGUUGACGUUAUGAUUCAACAUGUGGAGAAUCUGAAGCGCAUGUACACAAAAGAACACGCAGAACUGGAGGAACUGAAAGAACUUAUUCAACAAAAUGAGCUCCCUCGCCCGUCCACUGACAGAGAUGAAUUACACAAGCUGCCGACUUUAUUAAACACAAAGGCGCCGGCUCGGAGGGUUAGUAUGCCAGCCUAUCCUAGGGGAAUGAUCUCUGGUUCUCCUGCUGAUCUGUUUGGAACGGAGAAGCUGGACGGGAAAAUCCACAAGCGAUCCAAUAGCUGGAAGGUGGUCGGGACAAAGCAUGCGGAUAGCCGUCCAAUAUUGCAGCGAUUUGUUGCAAAUUAUACCCGGACAGAACCUGCGGAGGAGAAUUCCAUAAAAGAGGACGAGCAGUGUACGGAGAUCGCAGAUGACAUUAAAGAUGAGAAAAGACUCUCUGUUUCCACUGAGAGUAAUCUUCCUCCCACGGAGACGCAUUCUGUUUUCACCCAGGCGAAACUGUGGGUUUCAACUUUGAAAAACUCUGUCUCUAAUAUCAACAAACCGAUGGUGAUUUCACUUCUGGCUGCCCUCCUGCUUGCCGUGCUGGUAAGCUUUCUCACCGGGCUCUCCUUCCAGCAACCAGUUGAUGGGGCACCGGUUGGAACUGGAGAUUCAUGGACUUCAAUCCAGCAGCUUCUUUGGCCUUAUACUGGCCUUCGCCACAAUGGCCAGCCCCCGGUAUGACGGGAUGUGGGACAGGAUACAGCAACUCUUUUAACCCUUCGACGUGCCACCGAGGAUUUAACGCCAUUGCUUUGUAAUGAGAUUUGCACCCUCUGCAGGCAUUUAAAGUGUUACUAUAAAACAUGCUUGUAACUCAAAAUAUAUUUUAUUGGAAUGAUCACAAGUCAUAGGAAAGACAAACCAUUUUAAUGCUCCCUUUUCUGAGUGCCUAGUUUAUAAAAAGCCUGCUGUACCAGAGUGAAAUAUAACAACAUUUUGGCUCUGACUUGUUUACAGAAAUAGAAGAUUAGGGAAAAGACCUAAUUGUUUUUUUUUUUUUUUUUUUUUAAGCUCUUUGAUUUAAUAAUUUUUAAUCGCUGUCCCACGGAGGGUUAUGUGUCUGGGCCUUUAGUGCACUUAAUGGCUUUGUGAGUGAAUGUGAUUUGUGUGAAUAUUUAUUGUAUUUGAGUGUUUAAUAAUAAAGUUGUUAAAUGUGU
Molecule: messenger RNA, 4878 nt
Organism: Pelobates fuscus (common spadefoot toad)
Lineage: Eukaryota; Metazoa; Chordata; Amphibia; Anura; Pelobatidae
Gene: IRAG2
Product: inositol 1,4,5-triphosphate receptor associated 2
Exons: 40
Coding region: 107-4402 (1431 amino acids)
Cellular component (GO): endoplasmic reticulum membrane
Source: RefSeq, a predicted model, not a curated record